Megalops cyprinoides (Indo-Pacific tarpon) is the source of this 2583-nucleotide messenger RNA. RefSeq names its product ovochymase-2-like. The coding region runs from base 1 to 2583 and encodes 860 amino acids. The record is from RefSeq and is a predicted model, not a curated record. Gene Ontology annotation, biological process: proteolysis; acrosome reaction. Gene Ontology annotation, molecular function: serine-type endopeptidase activity. The transcript has 20 exons. NCBI's taxonomy places the organism in Eukaryota, Metazoa, Chordata, Actinopteri, Elopiformes, Megalopidae.
AUGGAAGACUCCUGGGUGAUAACCUUUUUGGUUGUGGUCUGCUUUUGGUGCUGUUCCUGUGCUGCCACCACCACACAGCUCUCCGGAGUGCAGGACCUCUUAGAUCACUCCCUAAGAAUUGUUGGAGGGAAGGAGGCGGAGUAUGGGUCCCACCCGUGGCUGGUCUCUCUGAGGUCCAGGGGCUCCUACUUCUGUGGAGCGGCCAUACUCACAGACCGAUGGAUUCUGUCUGCCGCCCACUGCUUCUCCACCGUGUCUAAGCAGUUCUUAAAGAACAUGGAUGUUGCUGUCGGGGAGCAUGAUCAGAGAGUGCCAGAUGCUGAAGAGCAGAUCUUCACAGUGAGAUCCAUCAAAGUCCAUGAAAUGUACCACCACUCUACCCCAAUGAGCUAUGACAUAGCACUUCUGGAGCUGAGCAGACCAAUCCGAUUUGGUAGAUACAUCCAGCCAAUAUGUCUACCUUUUCCCAAUGAGGUUUUCCCACCAAGGACUACCUGUGUUGUGAGUGGGUGGGGACGGACAAAAGAAGGUGGCCGCGUACCUUCCAUUCUGCAUGAGGUGCAGCUGGACCUGGUGGAGCAGGCAAAGUGCAAGUACAUAAUCCAGACAUUGAGACCUGGCCAGAGAACCUUUACUGUUGUUUGCGCUGGUCCAGAGACAGGGGGGAAAGAUGCCUGUCAGGGAGACUCUGGCAGUCCUUUUGUCUGCCCCAGAGGGAACGGUCAUUGGACCCUGGUUGGGGUGACAUCGUGGGGGAAGGGCUGUGGCCGAAGCUGGGUCAACAAUAAAAGCAAGCCGCCGUGGAAGAGGGGGUCACCUGGGGUUUUCACUGACGUCAAAAUAUUCCUGCCUUGGAUCAAAGAAAACAUUAAAGAAGGUCAACAGCUUUCUGAAACUUGCAUGGAAAUUUCACUCUCCGCAGGAGCCUGCAGCGCAAGGGAUGGGCCUUUGGCCGGGAUAGAGGGUGUCAUUCAGAAUCCAGAUCCUCCAGCCUACAGAUAUAGGAACAAUGAGAUGUGCAUCUGGUCCAUCAACGUCCCAGCUGGGAAGAGCAUCCUGCUGGAGUUUCUGAAAUUUGACGUGGAGAACGAUACCCUGUGCAAUAGUGACCAGCUAGCUGUGUUUGCUGGCAGAGACAGACUUAUUGGGAAGUUCUGCGGCCACCAGCACCCCUCCCCCAUUCUUGUCAGCUCAAACAGCAUCACACUCCAGUUUGUGUCUGACUUCAGCAUCUCCGGGACUGGCUUCUCUGUCAAGUUCAUGGCUGUCAAUCCACAUUCUGAGCACGCCUCAGGCUGUGGCACGGUGGCAGUGCUCCAGUCCGAAGGCAUUGUUCAGAGCCUCUGCCACCCCGAUCUCUACGGCAACAACUCUGACUGCCGCUGGGUCAUCCAUGCCCCCCCCGGCCAUGUUGUCAAGCUGGCAUUUAACGAUUUUGAUGUGGAGCCAGCAAGGGAGUGCGUGUACGACUCCCUAACAAUCUUCGGUGAUGUCGAGGGCAAGGAGGAAAUAGCGACACUGUGCGGUAGGACUCUGCCGCCUCCAGUGCUCAGCUAUGAGAAUGUCAUGAUGCUGCAGUUCACCUCUGAUGGCAGUGUGUCCCAUCGAGGCUUCCACGCCAAUGUGUCCUUCAUCAGCAUGAGAGAUUUGUACCAGGAAGAACCGGUUGAACCUGAAGAGAGAUUUGGCGAUGGAGCCAGCGGCCUGCCUUAUCCAAAGAGGCUAGACUUGUGUGGAAUGCCUCAUGCCCACGGCAGGGCAGCUCUGAGCCGGGUGCUGGGCGGGGAGGAGGCAGUGUCUCACUCCUGGCCCUGGCAAGUGCGCCUCAGCCUGGGGUCCAAGCACAUCUGCGGAGGGGCCAUCAUCCGGACCACCUGGGUCCUCACUUCUGCCCACUGCCUGUACGGCCUUGAGAGGAAAUACACUGAUCUACUGACAGUCAUUGCAGGAAACCACAACCUUUCCACCAGGGAGCCUCAGGAGCAGAGACGCACAGUGAGGAGAAUAACACCUCACCCACACUAUAACGACUCCACCCUGGAUUAUGAUGUGGCACUGCUGCAGCUGGACACCCCCCUGAUGUUUAAUGAACAUGUCCGCUCCGUCUGUCUACCCAGGGCUGGACAGGAAGCCCCUCCCUCCCACUCAUGCACUGUCUCAGGGUGGGCUGGUGAGCAGAAUAAGACGACGCUUCAUCAGCUGGAGGUACCAGUCUUGAACCGUAGCAAGUGUGAGAGCCUCUAUCCAGGCAGGGUGACACCCACCAUGCUUUGUGCAGGAUUCCCACUGUCUGAGGGCCAGGACACGUGCACGGGGGACUCUGGAGGACCCCUGGUGUGCCAGUCAGAAGACUCCAGUUAUUCGGUGUAUGGAGUGACCAGCUGGGGCCAAGGCUGUGGAAAGUUCCAGAAGCCUGGGGUCUAUGCCUCAGUUCCAGUUCUUAAGGACUGGAUUCUACAACAUUUGGAGAGCAGCUUUUCUGAGGAAGGUACAAAUGAAUCAGAACCAAGAGCCAAACCACUGCAGGCAGACUGGACCCUCAAUGAUGAAAAGUUUGUGCCCGAGGCAUCUGGAGCUGAUUAG